Molecule: messenger RNA, 1359 nt
Organism: Plasmopara halstedii
Lineage: Eukaryota; Oomycota; Peronosporomycetes; Peronosporales; Peronosporaceae
Product: tubulin-specific chaperone
Exons: 1
Coding region: 1-1359 (452 amino acids)
Biological process (GO): post-chaperonin tubulin folding pathway; tubulin complex assembly
Cellular component (GO): cytoplasm
Molecular function (GO): tubulin binding
Source: RefSeq, a predicted model, not a curated record
AUGUCAACACAACUGGCUGUUGGAAUGCGCUGUGAGCUCUUGUCUUCGGGUGCCAGUGGCAGCUUACGUGCUAGUAUCAAGCGUUAUGGCGAAAUUGCUUACAUUGGACCGAUUGAUGGUCUAUCAGGUGAUGACUGGCUAGGUGUGCGGUUGGACAAACCAUUGGGUAAGAGCGACGGUUCGUUCAAAGGUAAACGCUACUUUGACUGCAAGCCAUUGCACGGCGCUAUUGUGCGGUCAGCGAGGGUCAAUGUUAGGGGAGAAUUUCCUAUACUUACAACUCAUGAGGAGAGUUUGGCUCAUGCAUUAGAAGAGCGACGCAAAGAGAAGCAAGAAGCAAGGACUACAGUUGCUGGAUCUACUUUCGAUGCUUCAAAGCUACAUCGAGAGAUGACAACUGAUGAGCUCGCAACAAAGUUCUGGGAAUCAUUUACACAACAAGAAGAGCAUAUACGCAAGCAAGUGGGACUGUUCUGUGAACAAAAGAAGCAGCCGUUGCCAUGUGACACAGCCAAGGAGGUGCAGCUCGUCGCACUGGUGCUUGAGGUGAAUAAUAUGCGAGACGCUGCUGCAACAGCAUCGUCGUUGUAUUUAUCACCUUACGAUACUCGUCAUACUCAGUUAAUUCUGUCCAGACUUCAGGAAUUAAUAGCAACGACCCGCACAAAAUUUGCUCCAAGAAAAAAAUUUAUGUUUCGAGCUCAUGCUGCAAGACAGGCAAAGCUUAAGCCAUCAAAGGAAGUGACUCAGCCAGAACAAGACACAGCAUCCGGUAUAUACGAAUGCAAAGACAAUCAAGUAAGAGCAGUGGAGUUCAACGAGCUUGUUUAUGCUAAUAAACAGAACCAAGUGAUUAUCAUCGAUUCUAAUAGCUUCUCUGACACAGACGCCAAUAAGAAUCGCGACCUUAAUUUCUCACACUUGACCAAUUGCGUUGUAUUGGUGUGUGUUGAGACCUUGGCAAUUCGUGGAGAUGCAUUGAAAAACUGUGUCUUUUACACGGGAGCGAUAUUUGGCAGUUUGUGGCUUGAAAAGUGUAUAGGAUGCGAAUUUUUCGUUGCCUGCCGCCAGCUCCGUGUCCACUUGAGCAGUGCAACAACAUUCCACCUUCGUAUCGGAAGCCACCCUAUAAUUGAAGACUGUCAGCAAAUGCAAUUUGGACCGUAUCGCUUGCAGUUUGAGGGGCUAAAAACACAAUUGGAGCGUCUCGGAUUGUUGAAAGACUCGGGUCUUUGGGCUAAAGUGAACGACUUUAAGUGGCAUAAAGCUCAGCAAUCUCCUAACUGGUGCAUUCGCGACGCAAAGCAGCCACUACCUCCGAUCCCGGCAGAGUUAGAAAACGUAGUUUCGUAUGAAUGA